This is a messenger RNA of Linepithema humile (Argentine ant), 730 nucleotides long. It is a transcript of the gene RpL19, whose product is annotated as ribosomal protein L19. Gene Ontology annotation, biological process: translation. Gene Ontology annotation, cellular component: ribosome; cytosolic large ribosomal subunit. Gene Ontology annotation, molecular function: RNA binding; structural constituent of ribosome. Lineage: Eukaryota; Metazoa; Arthropoda; Insecta; Hymenoptera; Formicidae. The record is from RefSeq and is a predicted model, not a curated record.
UCGGCCUUUAGCUUUAAUGAAGAAGGAAGUAUAGUGUCAGCCAUCUUGAGUUUCUUUUUUAGAGAGCAGCUUUUAGAGUUGCACCAUGAGUUCUUUAAAGCUGCAGAAGAGGCUGGCAGCCUCUGUUAUGCGAUGUGGCAAAAAAAAAGUUUGGCUGGAUCCUAAUGAAAUCAAUGAGAUUUCAAACACAAACUCUCGUCAAAACAUCAGGAAAUUGAUUAAAGAUGGUCUCAUUAUUAAGAAGCCAGUUGCCGUACACUCUAGAGCCCGAGUUCGCAAAAAUACUGAAGCUAGACGUAAGGGACGUCAUUGUGGUUUUGGUAAAAGGAAGGGUACUGCUAACGCACGUACACCUCAAAAGGAUCUUUGGAUUCAACGCAUGAGAGUCUUACGUCGUCUCUUGAAGAAAUAUCGAGAAACAAAAAAGAUUGAUAGACAUUUGUACCAUUCUUUGUACAUGAAAGCUAAGGGUAACGUAUUCAAGAACAAGCGUGUGCUCAUGGAGUUUAUCCACAAAAAGAAAGCCGAAAAAGCUCGUGCAGAGAUGCUGUCUGAUCAGGCCGAAGCUCGGCGCACGAAAGUUAGAGAAGCACGUAAACGCCGUGCGGAACGAAUUGCCUCAAAGAAGCAAGAACUACUGCAAUCCUACCAACGGGAAGACGAGGCCGCGGCCGCGCAAAAGAAAUAAUUUGUUUAUCUUAAGACAAUUGUAUAAAUAAAAUGAAAAAAA